Molecule: messenger RNA, 5998 nt
Organism: Vidua chalybeata
Lineage: Eukaryota; Metazoa; Chordata; Aves; Passeriformes; Viduidae
Product: protein fantom-like
Exons: 23
Coding region: 1841-4780 (979 amino acids)
Biological process (GO): non-motile cilium assembly; retinal rod cell development
Cellular component (GO): photoreceptor connecting cilium
Molecular function (GO): thromboxane A2 receptor binding
Source: RefSeq, a predicted model, not a curated record
UGAAAUUCUAAACACACAUUGAAACAAUUAAAUACCGUAAUUUUUAAGAUUUCCCUAGAACCCCUUUCCCCAGAAGGGCUUCCUACCCCCACUGGGUGAGUACUUUUAAAAAUUUAGGUAAUCCAUCUUUAGUUUUGCUGCUUUGGAAUGCUGCUGGUGCAACAGUUUGCUUCUGUGAGUUAUAUAAAAAUUUGGAUCUAAAGCAUGAGAUUUGACUCUCUAGUUUUAAGUAUUCAUCUCGUUACAGACUGGUCUCGCAUAACUCAGCAAUAUGCAGUGUUUUGUAAUUUGUCAGAUGGUAAUAAAAACAUUAAAUACUGCAGUAUAUAAGAAAGUUAAAGUUUCUUGAACCCCAGUAACAAUAAAAUUAUUGCUUAUAUCUAACUGGAAGUUCUUAUAGGCUAAUUCUAGAGACAUGGAAAAUUUUCCUCUCUUUGUAUAUGAAGUUCUUUUCACUUAUUUUUGAUUAACAAAAGUGCUGAAGUGACUGUAUGGUAACUUUUCUUGGAAAUAAAAUGUCAUUAAAAUUUAUAAGGUUCAGCAUAGCAUCUGGAUCUGUCCAAGUAUUAAUUGUUAUUUUAUUCUAAAUUCCAGUGGUGAAAAAGAUUGAAAGCAAGACUGACUUGUUGGCAACAGAACUUCCAUUAAUCCUCUUUGUUCCUUUAGGACAAAGCCAUAUGGAGACUUGUUUAUGAUAGAGGGCUUUGCUGGUAGAAGAAAGGCAUCACUUAGGCAGUAGUUUUGAUGAUAAAAUUAAGAGAUAUUUCGUGGAAUGUCUGUGGAUUAUACUGUGUCACUUCUGUCUUGUGAUGCAAGUUUUUUAACAUCGCUGUUAAUAUGCCAAUGGAUUCCUAGAUAUUUUUGGAUUCACAAAGGAUUUAUAUCAUCUGAAGGGUGUAACAAUGUGGGGGUAAAAGGCCAUCCUAAGAACUUCAUGUGUCUCCUUUUCGUGCUAUUUCAGCAUUCCUUAAUUCUCUGGCCAACAUUUAAUUUUCUGCACUGGAAGAUAAGAAAGAAACGGCAGCAUUUUCGUAUAUUACAGUGAUUAAUUAAUACUUUAUUAAUCACACUAUGUCAUGUAGCUGAACUUUCUGUUGUCCCAAAAAAUAAAUGUGUUUGGAUUUAUGAAUAUCACUCAUAGGAAUGUCUCUAUUUUAAGAAGUAAUUUCUCUUAGGACAAUGAUUGAAAGAAGUCUAAGAGAUUGGCAGGUAACACUGAAAUGACUCCAUAAUCCCCAGCACCUCAUUUUAGGGUCCCAUUCAGAAUGUGAAGGGUGGCAUUCCUUACCUACCAGUUGAUGCCUUAAGCUUUGACCUGACUUAAAAUGAACAAACAAUUUAAAAAAACCCCACAAAACAAAAACAAAUAAACAAAACUCAAAAGCAAAAAAAAAAAAAAAAAAACCAAAAAAAACCCAAAAAAAAACCAAAAAAAAAAACCAAAAACACAUAAAAAAAAUCCUCAGAUCCUUCUCCCACAUCCACUUGGAAAUAUGGCCAUAGCCCAAAAGAUUGCUGAAGACAAUUUAAAACUAGAGUUUUAAAAGCUCAUACAUUCUGCAUGCAUUAAAUACAAUUGGAGCUAGCUACUGCAUAUCCAAAUAAGCCAUAUUUUGUGCAUGUAUUAAAAGUGGCAUAAUGUUAAACUUGAAGGUUUUGAUUGUCCUCUGAGGAAUUCAGUUGAGAUAGGAGCAUUUACAGUAAUACACGAGUUGGUAAUUCCAAUGAAUCUGUCAUUACUUUUGCCAUCAUUUUAUAUUAUGUUUUAUAGUUCAUUCUAGUCUCACAGUUUACAUUGCAGAUGGAGAAGCAUUUGAAUUUUGUUAUUCCUUGGUAAGCCAUGCCUGUUUCAGCUGAUGAAACUGUGGGGAACCUGUCUGUGAGAGAUACAGUCCUUACUCCAGCUGGAAUUGAAGAAUUACAAGAAUCAUCAUCUACACAGAAUGUAAAAGCUCGACAACUCAUAUCAAGAAUCAGUCGAGAGGAACUGGAAGACAGAUUUCUUCGUCUACAUGAUGACCACAUCCUACUCAAACAGCAUGCCAAUAAGCAAGAGAAGAAAAUUAAAAGAACAACCACCAAGUUAAUGCGGCUUGUUAAUGAUAAAAGAAAAUGUGACCAGGCUGGCUCUGGACCCAAGCAGCUGGGUCAGGCUCUGGAGCUGGAAGAAAUGAUUGAGCAUUUGCAAGAAAAAGUUCGUGAGCUUGAGAAACAAAAUGAGAGCCUCCACAACAAACUCAUUUCAACUAAACAGCAGCUCCAGAUUCAAGGCCAUAGGCCUUGUCAGUACAGCUCCGUUCAAGCUCGUGUGAACACUGGUCUCAGAAAAGAGAGUGAGACUGCUGGCAUGCCAGAGCACACCAAGAAGGGAAUGAGAUUUCAAAGUUUAGAAGUGAGAUCAUCUGAUCUUGUGCUCCCCAAAUAUGGACAGAGUCUGCUCAAGGAUUCAAGGGCUGAAAUCAGAAAUUUGGAGACUGUCAUUGAGUCCCAAAAGAACCAAAUUGAGGAACUAGACCGUGCCAGAGAGUUUCUUGGGAGUCAACUAAGAAAGAAAGAAAAGGAAAUUGAAGAAUCCACCCUACGGCUGAAAGAGCAGAGUACAGCAAGCCAAAGGCUAAACAUUCAGGACAAUGUGGAAAUGAUCAAGGUCCGUAAACAGCUGGCUGAGAAAAGCAAUGUUCUUUCAGCAAUGGAAGGAAAAUUUCUCCAGCUUGAAGAGAACCUAAAGAACUUGAAGGCCAACCAUGAUGCUUUAUUAGCAAAAGGUGAUGAACUGAAUGUUCAGCUUAAAGAGGAGCGGUUAAAGUGCUUCCAUCUUCAGAAAGAAUUGCAGUCGGUAACUAUUUCAAACAGAAGGACAGAAGAGUUACAGGAAAGAAUAAAUGAUCUAGAAAAAGAGAAUGAACUCUUGAAGGAAAACUAUGAUAAGCUGCAUAACAGUGUCUUCAGUCUACCCCAUGAACAGCAAUGGAAAUCAAAGGAACAGCAACUGAAACUGCAAAUUGCUAAACUAGAGACAGCUAUCAAAACUGAUUUAGCAGACAAAAAUGAAAUCCUUGACAAGAUCAAAGUAGAAAGAGACCAAAAGGAAAAGCUGAUGCAAGACAACAAAGACCUGCAGUUACGCUACCUGGAACAAAAACAACAACUAGAUGAUCUGAAAAAUCAAGUGAAGUUUUUAACCAAGGAAAGUGAUGUUGGUGUGGCAGAAGUCAAUGAAACCAUCUUCCUUGUAAAGGAUCGAAAGCAACAAAAGAAUGUGGACCUUCUGUUCUCGGAAAAAGUGGGAGAUGAUAUCCAUGAAGAUUUAGAACGCUCUUUGCAGGAGCUGCAGUUAACACAUGCGGAAACAGUGCAAGAACUUGAAAAGACAAGGAAUUUGUUACUUGUGCAGCACAAAAUUAGCAAAGAUUACCAGACUGAAGUAGAAACAAUGACAAGAAAAAUGGAAAGUCUACAGAAAGACUAUGAGUUAAAACUGGAACAGUAUACCCAUCUUCUUGAUAUUAGAGCUGCACGUAUCAGAAAACUAGAAGCCCAACUAAGAGACAUUGUGUACGAUACAAAACCACUUAAGUCCAGACGAGAAGUAUUGCCGAGUGAUCCAGAAAACAGCAUCAUGCUGGAGGUUCAUCGUGCGUAUGGCAUAGAUUAUGAAACAAUUGCUUCUUGUCAGCUUAAGUUCCAUGAAAUCUUGGAAAACGACGGCAAGAUCUACAACACAGCAAAUUUAGUUGGAAAAACAGGACACAUUAAAAAUUAUGGUACUGUAGAAUACUGGAUCAGGUUACAAGUUCCUAUGGACCAAGCUAUUAUUCCCUACAAACAGAGGUCAAAGGAUCUGGGAUAUAUAACACCCAGUUUUAGGGAGCACGAACAACCAUCCAAGACUCCAGCACUCAAAACGAAGCAGCAUGCAGCUCAAGCACACAAGAGAGUCUCUUUUCUGGAUGUUAGUGCAAUACAGAUGGCACAUGUGGUACAGGAUGCUGAACAACUGUCGGGUGACAAAGUGAAGGAGAUGGCUGAAGAAAUUCAGCAGGAAAAAGAAGAGCUCUCUCAUCUGUCAGAGGAGCAGUUGGCUGACCAAACAUUGACUACUUCUAAAGAUGAGACAGAAAUAAUUGAAGAAUUGGAACCAGAAGAUCAAGAAGAUCAUCAAGAGGAUGAUGCUGUUGAAUCAAUAAAAACUGACAGUGAUGACUGUAUUAUUUCAAGUCCAGUAUCCACAAAUAUUAAACAGCUGAGUCAGAGUAUACAUGGCAAUUAUUUGGAAGCUGAAAAAAUUCAGAUUAAAAUUACAUCACUCGGUCUUACUGAGUCACGAAUUACAGCAGAUGAGACAAUACAGCAGCUGUUUGUAGAAUGCAGAUUAAACCAUUUCCUUGCAGAGGAGACCCCACUGUCACUUCCAAAACCACCUGGUGGUCAGAGGAUUCACUACAACUAUAGCACUGUGAUAAAUGUGGAUAAGGAAAAUAAUCAUGUAGAAAGAGAGUAUCUCAAGUCAAUUCUUCUAAAGCCAGAUCUACCUGCUGACAGCCUAAAAUUUACAGUGGUCAGUGAUCCCCCAGAAGAUGAGCAGGAUCUUGAAUGUGAGGAUAUUGGGUUUGCUUAUGUCAGUUUAAAAGAGAUAUUCCAGAAGCAAAGAGAUAUCAUUGAGCAAGAUAUUGAUGUUUUCGAUUCACAAGACACCAGUGCAGUAAUUGGAAAGCUCACAGUGACAGUGGAAGCCCUCAGUGCGCUGCGUUCAGUCCAUCAGGAGUGCAAAAAUUAUUAGGAGGCAGGAAAGGGACAUUUGCCUAUUGAAGUUCUUGCUCCCAGUGUAAAAAUACACUUGAUGGUUCAUCAAAAAUGAGAUCUUUAUCAUUCUUACAGUAUAUUUAAUAUCAAAUGUAUAUGAAAAAGAUGCUUGAGGUAUAAAGUUUUGUACACUUUUCAGUCUGUCUGCUUUCUUUUAAGGUCCUUGAUGGAUCAUACUUCACGCUCUCAACACUUGAUAGUGUAACAAUCUGAAUUUGUUCCAAAGAAGUUUGGUUUCAAAUGCAAGCUUGCUUGCAAAUCAGAUACCAGUUGAGAGUAUUUUGUCUAAAGAAAUAAGUGAUGGUGAACCUUCAAACAGAAGUGCUUGUAGAUUCUUACUAAGAGUAGUUCUGUCACAAUACUCUGUCAGAAUGCAAUCAUUCCUUUUAGAAGUGACCUCAGGUAGUUUUUAGUGCAGGGUUAGGUAUUAUUUUAGGUAUUAUUUUAGGCCAUGUCACUCAGGGCUGUAUCCAGCCUCAACUGAAAACUUCCAAGGACAAGCACUGCUUAACUGCUCUCUGCACAACUUGUUCCAAUGCCUAACUGUUCUCAUAGUGGAAAAAGGAGAUGCAUUUCUACACAUUACUUCAAUCCAAAUCGAAGCCAAAGCUAGAUCUAAGCAUGUGGAGCAGCUUUUGCACUUAAUGCACCAUCUAAUAAUUUAAUUUGUUUUGUUUUUGUUUUAAUUUUAGGGAUGGCAUGUUUAUAAUUUGUUUCAUCCAUUUAACAUUUUGCACAGAAAUAAAAAUAACAAAGCAUUUUAGUGUUGAUUUUCAUGCUUUGUGGUAUACAAUCACAUUUUUAUCAUUUACAUUUAGUUUUGUGAAGCAGUUGACAAAAAAUAGCUGUUAUUGUUACCAAAGUGGUUUGCUCAGGUAAUGUUUCUGUAGGUUUCAGUGGUAAAAAUUUGUUAUGGUUUAUUCCUGGGUUUGGAGUUUUUUUAAUAUUAGGCUUAGAUUAUUUUAAGAGUAAGGAUAGCUGCAACAGUGCAAGACAGGUCUUCCACACAAUUAGCAAUUAUUUGUUUCACAUUUUUGUGGAACUGUCAUUCUUGUUAAAUGCAGAAUUAUUUCCAUAUGUAUUAAAGUCACAAGAACUGAACCAUUCUUGAAAAAAUGUUGCAAAAAUGUGGUCCUUCUAUUGCUACAAAAAAAAAAAUCAGUAAAGUAAACUCUCUUUUGCUUGUUAUAAACCA